Messenger RNA from Actinia tenebrosa (Australian red waratah sea anemone), 3463 nucleotides. RefSeq names its product cGMP-specific 3',5'-cyclic phosphodiesterase. The record is from RefSeq and is a predicted model, not a curated record. Gene Ontology annotation, molecular function: 3',5'-cyclic-nucleotide phosphodiesterase activity; protein binding. Lineage: Eukaryota; Metazoa; Cnidaria; Anthozoa; Actiniaria; Actiniidae. Gene Ontology annotation, biological process: signal transduction.
GUAAGGUUUCUGGGUAAACACAACGGAGCAGGUACGAGUAAAUAUGCUCGCUCUGUUAAACUGACUGGAGUUCUUCUCUAAACGUAAACGCGGUACCAAGAGAAGCCUUGAAAAAAAUGGAUCUGGCGUUUGAUUUCCCGCCUUAAGGUAGAAACCACGACAAUAAUUUUUGGUGCGUGAACUAAGAGGAUCUCCAUAGGACUUCUGGAAGGAAUUGUCUUYGGACAUGGAGGAACUCACUCCUGAGAUAGUUGAACAGUUUCUUGACAAAAAUGAGGAAUUCGCUAAAAAUUAUUUCGAAAAGAAUGCAACAUCCGCUAUGGUGGAUCACUGGAUGUUGUCAAGGUCACAUCGACCUGGCUCGCGCGGUUCUAUGGAAGUUAAAAGACAGAGUAUAAAAACAUCGAACCGGGUGAAAUCGUUAGUGGGGUCGGUGACAAACGUGAAACUCAAGGGUAUACUCUGUAAAAAUGAUGAUAUGCGAACUUUAAGUCAGACGCAGUUAGAGUCAAUGAAUGAAAAAGAUCUCUUUAUGGAACUGAUUCGUGAUAUUGCAAACGAACUGGACAUCAAUCGCCUAAGUCAUAAAAUCCUUGUCAAUGUGAGCAUCCUGACAAAAGCUGAUCGCUGUUCUCUAUUCCUCGUGCGCGGUAAAAAAGAACACCGAGAGCUGGUGUCAAAACUUUUCGAUGUAACAGCUUCAUCGACUUUAGAGGAAUCGCUGCGUUCUGAAGACGAUGAAAUUAUGGUUCCAUUCGGAGUUGGUAUUGCUGGAGUUGCUGCACAAAAUGGCGAAGCUAUCAACAUCAAAGACGCAUAUUCGGACCCAAGAUUUAAUCGGAAUGUCGACCUGGCAACAGGGUACAAGACGCAUAGCAUUCUGUGUAUGCCAAUCAAAAGUCAUGAUGGCGAGGUGGUUGGAGUGGCACAAAUCAUUAACAAGAAGACCGAAAGCCAUUACUUCACAGAAGUUGAUGAAGAGGUUUUCAGAAACUACUUGACAUUUUGCGGCAUAGGGAUAACCAACGCUCAACUCUUCGAAAUUUCUGUUCAGGAGUAUAAAAGGAAUCAGAUUCUACUUCAGUUGGCAAAAGGUAUCUUUGAAGAACAGUCGAAUUUGGACGAAUGUGUGCAUAACAUCAUGGAAGAAGCACAAGAACUACUGAGCUGUGAACGGUGCAUGGUUUUCCUGAUCGAUGAAUUAGCCAGCAAGAAUAAUAAGGGAGUCGUAUUUUCGAAAGCCUUUGAUUUGCAUCUUGGAGCAGAGGAAGGUGAUCAAAAGAGUUCAUCGAAGACACRCUGGUCUAUGAACAGCGGUAUCGCAGCAUUGGUAGCAACUUCUGGACAGGCACUAAACAUCCCAGAUGCUUAUAAUGAUAGUCGCUUUAAUCCAGAGGCCGAUCAUGCAAGUGGAUUCAAGACCAGAUCAAUACUGUGUAUGCCAAUCUUUGAUAGAGAGCAAAGCAUUGUUGGUGUUGCUCAACUACUCAAUAAGCUGGACGGAAAACCCUUCAGCGAUAACGAUGAAAGCUUGUUUGAGGCAUUUGCAAUCUUCUGUGGCUUAGGAAUCCACAACACUAUAUUGUAUGAACAGGCUUGCAAGUUGCUUGCAAAACAGAGUGUUGCUAUGGAGGUCCUAUCGUACCACGCCAGCGCACAACCAGCAGAGGUUUCACGAAUCAUGAACAUGAAACUAAAAUCUGCAAAAGAGUACGAGGUCUACACUUUCGAGUUUGACGACACUCUGCUGUCAGAUGACGAGAYGCUGUUGGCAUCGUUCGUUAUGUUUUCCGAACUGGGUUACAAAGAGUUAUUUCACGUGAGCGAUGAGACGAUGUAUCGAUGGUUACUUAGCGUCAAGAAGAACUAUCGUCCCGUCACCUAUCACAACUGGAGACACGCCUUCAACGUCGCACAAAGCAUGUUUACUAUUUUAACGACCGGUUCACUCAAGAAGUACUUCUCAGAACUCGAGUGUUUCUGUCUGAUUGUUGCUUGUUUAUGUCAUGAUCUUGAUCACCGAGGAACCAACAACGCCUUUCAAUCAAAAUCUGAAUCGGCAAUUGCGCAGCUGUAUAGCACAUCGACAAUGGAACAUCACCAUUUUGACCAUAGCAUCAUGAUCCUGAACAGCGAGGGUAACAAUAUCUUUGCCGAGCUCAGCUCUGAAGACUAUCGACAAGCGAUCAAAAUAUUGGAACAUGCUAUUAUCUCAACGGAUUUGGCGCUCUAUUUCCAAAAACGUGGCGCGUUUGAGAAAGCUAUUAUUGAGCACGAGGUGGACUGGUGCAAAGAUCCUAAUAAAGAACUACUGCGGGCAAUGAUGAUGACAGUUUGUGACGUAGCUGCUAUAACGAAACCAUGGAAUAUACAACAGUCGACCGCAGAACUGGUGGCAGGUGAAUUCUUUGAGCAAGGUGACUUAGAGAGAGAACAGCUUCAUUCAGAACCAAUUGCAAUGAUGGAUCGCAAAAAGAAAUCUGAACUUCCAAAGAUGCAAGUUGGGUUCAUUGACUUCAUCUGUCUGCCGGUUUACAAGAUGUUUUAUGAGCUCGAACCUUGUAUGAAACCUAUGUAUGAUGGGUGUGUUAAUAACCGGGCAAACUGGCAGGCUUUGGCUGACAAGCAUAAGGAAGAAAAUGAAAGGGAAGCCGAAAAAGAAUCACAAGCAACAAAAGAGACCUCGAAAAGCGAUAACAACAACAAGGAAACGAGACCCAAAUCUGCUGACAAGAAAAGAAAAGAUGCUUCAACUACGAGCGAUACGGGACGACGAACCGAGAAAAAAACCUCGGCAGAGAAAAUCAAACCAACAGAAAAUGGAAAAGAGGAAGUGAAAAAAAAGGAAAAGAAAUCAAAAUUAUGUCGCAUUGUAUAAUAUUCUGGAACAAAUGCCUCACUUCUUCUUUUGUAAUUUAUAUUCUUCGCGAGGGAAAUACGACAUGGAAAUAAGGCAAGGAUAAUAUUUGCUUUUGUACAUUACCUCAGCGUGCAUCUGAAAUCCAAUGAAUCUCUAUAUUUAUCAUUUAUUGAUAAAUCAGUGUCUUAAAUGUCUGGACUGAUAAUCUUCAAUUAAAACUGCGUUCAAAAUGGCCGACUCUUUUUUUUUUAAAUAUUUUAAUUGUAAAAAAACUAUUUUCUACGUAGAUCUGGAUCGAAUCGUAUUCAUUUCACUUGUUCUCCAUGAGAAUGAUCAUUUAUUGUAAGCUUGCAAUUGUAUUUCAACAUAAGAUGCACCCUCCAUUAAUUUUGAAUAUGUACAGAUUGUACAAUUGAAUGACUCGUUAAUAUGCUCGUGUAUUAAAUACACAAAAUUUCAGGAAUGACACAUUUUUGAAUGAUUGAAAUGUAAGAGAUCUACAAUACAGAGUAAUAUAUUUUUUUUAUGAGAGAGAAACAAUUAUCUAACAGGAAAUGAUGUAAAAAUGGAUUGGACUCAAUAAAAUGACAGGAUUGAAUGAAA